UGGUACAUUGGUACACGGGUACACUGACUCUUCUGACGAGUCUCCAUGUCUUCCUUCUUGCCCAUGCAAGAACUCCAUAGUCUGUCCAAAAGAUCUCGCUCGCAGCGCUCCUCUUGUGCAAGGAGGGCUUCUCCUCGAACAACUCGAGGAUUGUAGUAUUCCUUUGAACUCCAGUGAUGAGCAGACUCGUUUCCACCACGAGAGGCUUGGACGCUCUCGCCCGGAAUUCGCUCCUUCUCCGUCUGCUCGUCGCUCGAUUUUUGUUGUGGAGUUUCAGUUCACGAACUGAUCCCGACUCACGUUAGUCAGUCCGUUCGAGUGUUUUUUCCAAGCGGAGUGUGGUCUAUUUUGUUGUCUAUGAAGUGUUUGGGAGACCUGAACUUGAAGGACUAUUUCAUGGGGACCAUUUAAGAACCCAGUUGGGUUGACUCAAAUCUGAGGGAGACUGAGCGAAAAAAAAAAUCCAAAUCAUCACAAGGGACACGACUCAAAGAGAAUUGCUGAUGUUGAGCCUUUUGGAACCCCCCCCCAUGAAGUGAAGUGAUCUGAAGUGAGGGAAGAAGAGGAUUCCAUAGAACGUCUCAAAGUGUCUUCAUUUCAAUCAGGAUCCUGCUAGGAAAGAAGUUUUAGUGGGUGUUAGAGGGACAGUCUCCACAUAUUUAGAGGCCCAUUACACUCCCAAAAAUGAUUGUGAAAAAUGCUGACCCUCCAGGCAUGGUGCUAGAAAGUGACUAACCAUCAAUUACCCGGCUAUCUGAGGAUCUUGUCAAAGAUCUUGCCUGAAGUUAGCCUUUCAAAUGCAAGUGGGAAACCUGUUUUCCAACCAAGAGAGGCUCCAAUUAAAAGUUUUCCAGUGGGCUUGUGUGUUCUUAUCAACGAUUUUUGUCACCCUUAUCCCCAUACAAUUAAUCGAAACAAGAAACAAAUCCUCAGGAAGUUUUCACAACAAGCUGUCGGAUUUGAAGGUGGCACUCAAUCUCUCGCCCUCACUCUCUCGCUCAUCCCUGGCGGAGGAUCAUCACAAACUUGGCUUUUAGAUCAUAUUUGGACCUCUUUAGAGGGCGAAGGUGCACCGUCUGCCUGUGCCUGUGCGUGUGUGUGCGUGUGUGUGCGUGUUUUCACCCACUCAUGAUGAGAUUCGGAGAUCGCCAGCCAUAACUUUAUUAUCAAGAUCGAUCUUGUUUAUGUUGGCUCGUCGUUCGCCGGAAGUCUGCGUUCAAUCACCAUCUUAAGCACGAUCGAUGAGAUCACAAACAAGACGAUGUUCUUCGAGUUCUUGUGGAGCCCGCAAGAAAUGUGGAACAAAUAGUGACAGCAUGGUCAAUCUCGAGUGAUACAUCUGGCAGAAAAGAGAAAGAGAGGAAAGAGAAAGACGAAAAAAAAAGAAGUGAGUGUUCCCUCUGCCUCCUUCUUGUUGUUGAAAAUGUUCCAUCCCACUCUCGCCAUGUCUCGCCUCAUCCUCGUGAACUACUCUGAAAAACAAACACAGUGAUGUCAAUGAUGUCAAUGAUGAGGAGGAGGAGCCCAUUAUUACUUGCAUUUCGUUUCGGCGCCAAAUGUCCGUUGCUUUGGCUGACCUACUGCCUGAUUUUAGGCCUGUCCUUCAAUUUGGGUGCGAGCUCAUUACGAACUCGACACAAGCACAGCUUGCAGUCAGACUUUUUGAUCACGUUUGCCAAUGCCACCGUCUACUUGGGCUGCCAUUUGCCCCAGGAACAGAUCCUCUGGCUUCACAAUGGGGAACAAGUGUCCGGGAUUGAAUACACGGUCAAAGAGGUUCAAACCAACGUGAUCAGUGGAUUGGUCGAGGAAAAGGUCAAACCCACCCAUGGACGAAGGUUUCGAUCUGAGUUCCUGCCACAAUCUGGGCGCCAUAUUUUGGCUAUUCAGCCCGUGAUCGCAACCGACAUUGGGACCUGGACGUGUCAUGCUUUGCAGGAAGAUCCCUAUCCAACCAACAACAAUGACACAUCUCCGGUGGGUUCCACGAAAACCCGACACCAGCACCUCCGUCAGAAGUCGGCUCUGGUGGACAGAAAGCAUAAUGAACGGGAUAGUUGGUCGCUUAUCGUUCUUCCGUCCCUGGAGGAGCCCCAUGUAUUUAACGGGGAGGGAGAGAAGCGGUACGCCAGCUCUUCAGUGAAGAUGAUGGGAGCCACUCCAUCUCUGUCUAGGGGACUCCCCUCUCCGCCUUCCCAUCCCGCCCCUUCGUCUCCACUUUCAGAACAGGGCGACGAGGCAAAGGGGCCCGAGGAUGCCACUACUGUGAUAACCGUGCAAGAGGGUGAUGAAUUAACUCUCCUUUGCGCCAUGCUCGUUAAGCUCAAGAACCAGAGGGAGGCCUCUCUCAAGUGGAACUCACCCUUCUUUGAUACGUCUAGUCAAUUUUCCAAGGAGUUCUUUGUUCAAAACAACGCAGAUCUGAAGGCGUUGAUCUCCGUGGUCACGCUGAGUCGCAUCGAACGUGAAGGGAAUCAGCAAGAUGUCGCCUGUCAGGGUGUCGGGAAUCAGGAUACUCUGCAGACUGCACUGACGGUCCAGGUCCAGUACCCGCCCACUUUCACCAUAAGUCGAACCCCCCGAUUUGGCGUCCCCAUCCUCAGUGGGAUGACUGUGGUUCUUGAAUGCUAUGCUGAUGUCCAACCUGAAAUGACGGGUUCGUGGUUGAAGGACGAGUUCCCGAUGGCGUCGGACAACGGGUCUUUGAUCAUCGAUUCCGUCUCCACCGAGGACGUGGGUUGGUAUCAAUGCUAUAUCACCUACAACGGCGAGGAGUAUUCUUCCAUUGGCUAUUUUCUCAAUGUCAAAAGCCCCCCCGAUCUGCCGCCACAAGAUUCCCCGAGGGAAAUCCAGUCUGCCUUGUCACAAAACAUGUCCGAGGCGUCGUUUGCCUCGCUGAAAACCUCGGAAAGUCCCAAUCAGGAGGCCCUGGAUGUGGUGGCCAAAAACGUGCUCUAUUCGGAGCGCAAGAAUUGCUCUAAGGCCCUGAUGAGCCUGAUGUCAGAAGAGCGUUACCGACAACCUCGCAUUCAUUCCCUCAAUAACCAGAGUCAUUGGCAAUUGGCUCUGGACUCAACGAUCUCGUUGUCAUUUGAGGUGUGUGCCAAUCCCAAACCCUCGAGAUUGUUCUGGGCCACGCCUGUCUUCACAUUGAGGCCAGGCCAGCAAUCCCCCGACUUUAAUCUAAUUGCUCACAAUGUGACACGAUCCAAGGACAACGCCACGUGUUUGGUGGUAUCCCUGGAGGUCAAGAAAUUGAAUCGAGACCUCUUGGGCGAGUACAUCCUUGUGGCCACCAAUCAAUAUGGUAUUGAGGAUGGGGUGAUCCUCGUAAGCCAAUCUCACAGUGGUCAGGCGUCCCUCUUGAGGUUGUUCCCCCAUCUGUGCCUGAUCAUUGUGAUUUUGCUUCUCUAUGUGACAUGUUAAGACAUUGUUAAUCCAUUAUUCCUUCAGUAUAUCCAAUAAAACACCAAGCUUGAAACAG
Messenger RNA from Tigriopus californicus, 3484 nucleotides. RefSeq lists its product as uncharacterized. Gene Ontology annotation, cellular component: cell-cell junction. The record is from RefSeq and is a predicted model, not a curated record. Lineage: Eukaryota; Metazoa; Arthropoda; Copepoda; Harpacticoida; Harpacticidae. Gene Ontology annotation, molecular function: cell adhesion molecule binding. Gene Ontology annotation, biological process: cell-cell adhesion. The transcript has 3 exons. The coding region runs from base 1492 to 3426 and encodes 644 amino acids.